Menidia menidia (Atlantic silverside) is the source of this 516-nucleotide messenger RNA. Lineage: Eukaryota; Metazoa; Chordata; Actinopteri; Atheriniformes; Atherinopsidae. The record is from the annotation of a GenBank genome assembly.
AUGCCAGAGCGGAGAGCCCAGAAGUCGGAGCAGCUAAAAGGAGGGGAGAAAUACAACCAUUCAACAACUCAGCAAGAAUCAAACCAAAUGCCAAGAAGGAAGAAGAUAAGAUCAGAUUCAAGGAAACAAUUACCUCAUAAAAGAGGCAUUCUCAACCAAGUGUCACAUCUCUUCAACCUUAAAGCCAUGGAUGGGAAAAUAGACAGCAUCCAGGACUUUUUCAACCAACUUUGGAGCUUCGCUAAAGAUAAGCACAACCAGGGGGUCUACAACACCGUGUGCCUGGUGGUCCUCCUUACUCUUCCUCUGCUGGUCAUCCUCACAGCGGUGGUGGUGUGUUGCCACUGCUGCUGCUGUCGCCAUGCCAACAGCUACUGCUGCUGCUUCGGAGACUCAACAGCGACCUCCAGGUCAGAGACGAAGAAGAAAAAAAGAUCAGCCAACUCUGAAGAUUUGUGGAUCUCUGUAAAGACAAGUCCGAUGACACCUGACAGGGUUGCUCUAACCAUGGUGUAG